AUGCCAUCUUAUAAGACGCGACUUCCAGAACUACGGGUUGUUUCAGCUAUGGGUAACAGAGACGAGAACGUUGUGCUCGCACAUCGAGAUGAAUUUGGUGGUGUAGUAUUGCAGCAUGACGUCGGUCCCGAGCUUAUUUUCAUUGUUUCUAUACUACAGAUGAGGAGGACUUUGAGCGAACAAGAAGAGUGGGCAAUCGAACAUGCAAAGUUGCACGAAAAACAUAAAGGACAUGAGCAAAUGCAUCUGGAGAUGAUGCUAAUACUUAUUGUGACCCUUGUAGUCGCUCAAGUUUUCCUUGUGCAGUGGAAGAAGAGGCAUUUCAAAUCUUACCAACUGUGUACGUUAUUGGGAAUGUGGCUAAUACCCGUGUACGUAUGUCUAUCUCGUAGUUGGUACAGAUUCCUCGUAACUUGGUUAAUUUACACCAUAUGCUCAACUUGGAUAUGGCGGAAAUCCACUGAGGAUCACAUAAGCGGAACAACUCCAAGGUAAUA
Molecule: messenger RNA, 497 nt
Organism: Cylicostephanus goldi
Lineage: Eukaryota; Metazoa; Nematoda; Chromadorea; Rhabditida; Strongylidae
Source: the annotation of a GenBank genome assembly